AUGCUACUUCAUGUUGCUAUUUCACGUCCACAAGCAACACAGACACCAGAUGAUGCCGAUAUGCAGCUUCAGCGUCUACCAGAGGAUGUUGAUUUUCAGCUUCGACGUCCACCCGGGUAUUUAUGCUUUGGCUAUCGUGUCCAAGACGGUUAUGCAAUCCGAUGUGCCGGACAAAUACUAAAAAUCCUGUUUUCUGGAACCAGCUAA
Messenger RNA from Enterobius vermicularis (human pinworm), 207 nucleotides. The record is from the annotation of a GenBank genome assembly. NCBI's taxonomy places the organism in Eukaryota, Metazoa, Nematoda, Chromadorea, Rhabditida, Oxyuridae.